Galleria mellonella (greater wax moth) is the source of this 2649-nucleotide messenger RNA. Its product is annotated as kelch domain-containing protein 3. Lineage: Eukaryota; Metazoa; Arthropoda; Insecta; Lepidoptera; Pyralidae. Gene Ontology annotation, molecular function: chromatin binding; protein binding. Bases 134 to 1279 code for a protein of 381 amino acids. The transcript has 6 exons. The record is from RefSeq and is a predicted model, not a curated record. Gene Ontology annotation, cellular component: cytoplasm.
CGAUUGAUCAGUCUAUCAGUCGUUAGUAGACAGUCUCUCUAAUCUGUUAUCGGUAGUCCCUAAAUAUUCUCUGUAAUCUGUGGUACCUCAUUAUUUAAUAAAUAUUACUUUAAAUUAAAAAAUAUUAUCUAAAAUGAGAUGGACGGUGCACAUCGAAGGUGGUCCGAUGCGUGUAAAUCAUGCAGCGGUUUGCAUUGGAGAUAAAAUAUAUUCCUUCGGUGGUUACUGCUCUUCUGAAGAAUAUAAAGACUGGGAGCCAAUUCCUGUUCACGUACUAGAUACUACAACUUUGAGAUGGGCCCCGGUUAACUAUAAAAAGAACAACCUCGUACCAUUUCAAAGAUAUGGACAUACGACUGUAGCUUACGGACAUAGAGUUUUCAUGUGGGGAGGCAGAAAUAAUUCAGUGGCCAGUGAAACACUAUCCUGUUUUGACACAAAAACAUUAGAAUGGAGUACACCUCCUGUAUCAGGAAUGGUACCUUAUGCUAAAGAUGGGCAUUCAGCAUGCAUCAUAAAAAAUAAAAUGUAUAUUUUUGGAGGUUUUGAAUAUUCUAGUGACCAAUAUUCACAGGAAGUUCACUGUUUAGAUCUGGAUACUUUAAAAUGGACAUUCAUUGAUACCCGAGGUUCUCCUCCAUCUUAUCGUGAUUUUCAUACUGCUGUUGCCUAUGGUGACAGAAUGUAUGUAUUUGGUGGGCGGGGAGGUGGUGACUUUAGCCCAUAUAACAACUUAGAUGAAGAAUACUGUCCCAAAGUAUAUUACUUAGAUACUGUUGAACAGAAAUGGGUAGUUACUAAUCCCACAGGUACUUGGCCAGAGGGCAGACGCAGUCAUUCAGCUUGGCUUCACAAUGAUUUCAUGUAUAUUUUUGGAGGUUUCAAUGGAGAUACCAAAACUCAUUUUAAUGAUCUGUAUAGAUAUUCAAUAAAAGAAAACUAUUGGGAACAUAUUAAUGUAGGUGGUUUUGUCCCAUGCAAGAGAAGACGUCAGGCAAGUUUAAUCUAUAAGGAUAAAGUAUAUCUUUUUGGUGGAACAAGUCCCUGCCCUCACACAAGCAAUCGUCCAAUUGUGGAUGACACAGAUAACCCAGAGAGAUUGAUAGACAAUAGUGAUCUGCACCUGCUAGAUUAUUCUCCGACUCUCAAGACCCUUAGUAUUCUCUGUGUACUUGAACAUCAGCUUGAUCAGUCAUCUCUACCACGUGAUAUUAUAUUAGAUAUUCAGAUGAUGACUCUUCCAAAUCGAAUCAGCAGACCCAAUAACCAAGCCGGUUGAGACUUGUUACUAAAUGAAGAUGCUUUGAGGAGUUUAUAAGUUAUAUGCUAUGAUCUGCAAUAUUGGGAUCGAUUCUGAGGCGCCAUUCUACAAUCCUAUCUGUAAAAUUCAUAUUUUAAUUUGAUAGUUUCACUUAAGUAUUAUUUUAUGAAUCAUUAUAAACCAAAUUUAUAAUAUUUUUUACUUAAAUCUAUUAAAUAUUUAAUUCUUAUUAGUCCUAAAAUUAAAAUUUCCUAGUGAUAUUAACUUGAAAUAUUAAUUUUAGAAAUAGGUUUAGAGAAAUGUCGCCUCACGAUUGAUCUCAUUGUGUAAUAAAAAUAUUAUUACACAUUUUAGUGUUAAAAAAUACAUAUAAAUCGUGUUUAAAUAACAUUGCUGUACUUCUGUAAGAUAGUCUGAAACUGAAAUAUUUUUUGCCAUUGGAUGCUUUUAUAAUUUAUUAUAUCAUUGCAUAACAAACUUUAUUCAAAUUUAUUAUUUUAAUUUUUCGCAAUGAUAUCGUGGUUGUACUCGUAAAUUUUAAAAAUGUAUAUUAUCGCAUUUUAUUUGAAUUGAAAGUUCUUCUGCUGCGACUCGAUUCUUGUAAUUAAACCCGCCAUGAUAUCGUUGCGACUCAUUAUAAUACCUCCUUUAUUAAUUGUUGAUCCCCUGGUACAUAGAAACUAAAAUCUUUUAUAACUAUUGUUUUGAUACUUCCUUUCCAAUUUGAAAUUAAGUGCAAAAGAAAAAGACAAUUUACGUUUUUAUGAAAAGAGGGGAAGUGUGUAAAUAUAUACACAUCAUAAUAUAUGAUUAUGUACUAAAAAUCAACGAUUUAUGUUUAUAAUCAAGCUACUAUCCAUCUUAAUGUACUUUUAGAACAGAAAAUAUGUUUAAAGCAAUUUUUUUAUACUGUUUUGUAUGUAUGUUGCCUGCAUAACAUGCUAACUUACUUAAAAUGUAAACUUACUAAUGAGUAUAUAGAAAUUUUUGCAGUCAUUUUUACGGAUGUAGAUAUUGUUCAAAACCACACAUAGAAUUAAAUAUAUGCUAAAAAUUUGGCAACAACUGAUUUUAACUUAAAAAUGAUUAUGUGCAAAUGGAACUUGUUUCUCAAAGAGUCAACCAUUGCGAAAUAUGUUGUUACUUAUAUAUUAUGCAUGUUUUGCUAUUCAAUGUUUUUAAUUAUUAUUUGUUAAAAUACGGAAUACUGUUGUUGUAUGAUUAAUUUUUAUUUGAGUUUUAGAAUUGCAGUGCCAAAUUAUAUCUAUGAUUAUUAACUAUUAUUUUGGAUUAUAGUAUAUUUAUUAAAUAAAAUCGCGGCAUCCAUUUAGAUCUAUUUGUGAGCUGAACUAAAAUGUUUAUAUAAUUAAUAUACCGAUAUGAAUAUA